AUGUUCAGUCGCACAGUAGCAGUAGCUCACGCCAGCCGCGGCACAACGUUUCUUAGAAAUCGUUAUUCGGUUGGCUUAAUACGACGGUAUUCUGCUGUAAAUGACGAGCGAUCCUCUCUCCCUUUGGCAGGUUAUCGUGUUCUGGAUAUGACUAGGGUCCUAGCCGGCCCAUAUUGUACACAAAUUCUAGGAGACCUUGGCGCAGAAGUUAUUAAGAUUGAACAUCCUACGCGCGGGGAUGACACGCGGGCUUGGGGGCCGCCUUAUGCCAAAUACCGAAACGGGUCCAAAGAAGAAGGUCCAGGAGAGUCUGCCUAUUUUUUGGGUGUCAAUCGCAACAAGAAAUCUUUGGGUCUAUCAUUCCAGCAUGCCGAGGGCGUGGAGAUCCUGCAUAAGCUAGCAGCAAAAUGCGAUAUUCUUGUAGAGAAUUACCUCCCGGGGACGCUAAAGAAGUAUGGGAUGGAUUUUGAGACACUUCAUAAAAUCAAUCCAGGCCUCAUAUACGCCUCGAUUACGGGAUAUGGCCAGACGGGGCCUUACUCUCAGCGGGCUGGUUACGAUGUCAUGGUCGAAGCGGAAUUCGGGCUGAUGCAUAUUACCGGUAACCGAGAUGGGCCGCCAGUGAAGGUUGGUGUUGCGGUCACGGACUUGACGACAGGACUCUACACUAGUAAUAGCAUCAUGGCUGCCCUGCUCUCCCGGGCAAAGACUGGUCGAGGUCAGCACAUCGAUGUCGCCCUGAGCGACUGCCAGACUGCCACGCUAGCAAAUAUUGCUAGUAGUUGUCUCAUCAGCGGGAAGAAAGAUUCAGGCCGAUGGGGCACGGCUCAUCCAUCGAUAGUCCCAUAUAAGUCAUUCAAAACUAAGGAUGGCGAUGUGUUGUUCGGUGGUGGGAAUGAUAGGUUAUUCGGGAUUCUAUGCGAUGGUCUUGGCCGGCCGGAAUGGAAGACAGAUCCAAAGUACAGCAUCAAUUCGCAGCGGGUAGCAAACCGUGUAGAGCUCGAAGCCGAAAUCGAGAAGCUCAGCGUUCAAAAGACGACACAAGAAUGGUUGGAGAUCUUUGAAGGCAAGGGAAUGCCGUACGCAGCAGUAAACGACGUCCAGGGGGCGUUAAACCACGAACACACUAAAGCACGAAACAUGGUAGUCGAGGUAGAACAUGAGCAAUGCGGACCGAUAAAACUAGUAAAUACGCCGGUAAAAUAUAGCGAGAGUAAGCCGAGAGUCCGGACCGCACCGCCAACUUUAGGUCAACAUACGGACGAAGUUCUCGAGGAUAUUCUUGGGUUCGAAACUAGUGAUGUGGUUGCGUUGAGAGAAAAGGGGGCUAUUAGAUAG
Messenger RNA from Daldinia childiae, 1338 nucleotides. RefSeq names its product Succinate-hydroxymethylglutarate CoA-transferase. Bases 1 to 1338 code for a protein of 445 amino acids. The transcript has 5 exons. The record is from RefSeq and is a predicted model, not a curated record. Gene Ontology annotation, molecular function: catalytic activity. NCBI's taxonomy places the organism in Eukaryota, Fungi, Ascomycota, Sordariomycetes, Xylariales, Hypoxylaceae.